Messenger RNA from Carica papaya (papaya), 1835 nucleotides. Its product is annotated as RNA polymerase III subunit RPC82 family protein. Lineage: Eukaryota; Viridiplantae; Streptophyta; Magnoliopsida; Brassicales; Caricaceae. Gene Ontology annotation, biological process: DNA-templated transcription. The record is from RefSeq and is a predicted model, not a curated record. Gene Ontology annotation, cellular component: RNA polymerase III complex. Gene Ontology annotation, molecular function: single-stranded DNA binding.
AAUAAUUUUAUAUGGGUUUUUAGCUUGCCCUACCGACCUCCCUUCCCGCCCAUCUUCUUGUUCUUCUCAGGUCUCCCCCAGAAUGGAGAAAGGGAAAACAAAGAUGGUGCUGACUCAGUACGCCGUCAAAUACGCCGUCCAUAUCAUCACCAAACACUUCGGGAACCUCGUCGCUAAAGUGUGCGAAUGUCUCCUCCGGAAAGGGGCUCUAACGCUGCCGAACAUAGUUCGGUUCACCGAGCUCAAUCCUUCGAAUGUCAAGAACUGCUUGCUUGUCUUGAUUCAACACAAUUGUGUUCAAGCUUUCGUCCUCGAAGAAGCAGGUACUUUCGGAGAUGGGCCUAAAGUCAAUACUCAGUACAUUGCGCUGUUUGAUAACAUAAUACAUCGCGUGAGGUUUUCUAAGUUUUUGAUGAUUGUGUCAAAGGAUCUUGGUCAAGAAUCUGUAGCACUUCUUGAGGGUUUGCUUCAACAUGGCAGGCUUACACUGCAACAAAUGCUUGAUAGAGCUGAAUCGAGCCAAAAUGAAAAUGCUGCUCUAGCUCCAGAUGAGGUGCGAGAGACUCUUCUUAAACUUGUGGCUGCCCAUUAUGUCGAACGCUGCCCUGCCCCUCAACCAGUUAUUGCCAUGCCAACUGAAGAAGAAUCUGCUGCAAAGAGACGGGCUUCUAAGUCUGCUAAGAUAAUUGAAGAGCGAGAAACUUUAGAACAACGAGUUGUAGCAGCAUCAAUACCAGGGGAAGUAGCAAGGUUCUCAUUUACAACAGAUGUGGGACCCGAUAGUCAUGAAGAAAACGAGGACGACUUCUCUAGCCUGAUUAUUGGGGAGAAGCGCAAGCGUGAUGCUGUGGAGUCAGAUAAAGGAUUAGGGGCUACAGAUGAGCAAACAGUUCUUUGGCGUGUCAGCUUUGAGGAAUUUGCUCGUCGACUGAGGCAUAAGGCUUGCAUUGAAAAUGUUAGAGCUCGUCUGGAUGAUGGAGCAGCCACUGUAUUAGCUGCAAUGCUAGAGGCAUCAAGAAGUGAAGAGAAUAAGUUGAAAACAGAAAAAUCAGUUCCCUUAUCACUUAAUUCUAUUUAUGAAGAGGUUAUAAAGAGUGAAGCAGGUCGUAAUAUGACCAUCGAUCGUGUCAGUGCUUCUCUCGUUCAGUUGGGCUCUCCACCCUUUGUUAGAGAGUUUGAUGAAUCAUAUAGUGUUGAUUUCAAGCACAUUAUUGAACUGGCACAGAAUCAUGAGGUGGAGUCAGUUGUUCUGAAAAGGUAUGGGAGGGAUGCUUACAGAAUGUUUAGGUUAUUGCUGAAAGCUGGUCGUCUACUUGAGACUGAUAAGAUAGCAGAUUCCACUUUUGUUGAAAAGAAGGAUGCUCCAAAAAUUCUUUACAAGUUGUGGAAGGAUGAAUACUUGCAUAUGGAGAAACUAGUAGUGACAGGAGCUAGACAAGCACAAUUCCUGUUGUGGAAGGUGAAUAAGCGGACAUUGUGGGAACAUGUGUUGGAUGAGAUGUUCCAUGCCGCUUUAAAUCUAAAUCAACGGCUGGCAUAUGAACUGGAGCAAGAAAAGGAGCUGCUGAGUCUGCCGUCAGAUAAGCGCGUGGGGGAACUGAAUGAUCGAUUCAAUCGGAUAAGAAAAGUGAGGCUAGUUCUGGAGUCGUCGCAGAUCCAGCUUGAUGAUGCAGUCUUGCUUUUCCAUUACUUUUGACUCUCGCCCGACCAUAUUCGCUCCUGUUUUAUUUUCUCUGAACGGUGGAUAUCCUCAUCUUUGAUCCAUUCAAUUAAUUAAAAUUUUUUUCUACGUGAUUGUACAAAACUUUGAUGAUGAACUGAUGGUUUAAUUGGAA